AUGCCGCUGUCUGCCCUGAUAUUCCUUGCUACCGUAGCUCUAGUUUCCGCGACGCCCUACUGCCCGGAGGUCUACGGCGCCAUAGAAACGGGCAACGCCACGACCACCGGUAAAUGCCCGAGUGGCAUGUUUUGUGGCACGACACCAACGGGUGCACGACGCUGCUAUGAGACGAGGGAGAGCAUUUACCUCAAGAAUCCGGAUAUCACUCGCAUGAUUGGACCUUGCAUCGCCGACAUGUGCCCCGACCCCUACAUGUGCUUCGUGAUGGAUGGCUUAAAUGAAUGCUACGAUUUUUCCACGCCCGACAACUGCGUCGACAAGGACCCAAAUUGCGCCCUGUACCUGAAGAAUGGCUACUGCCGCUCCAAGCUCUACACUGUUGAUCAGAAAAUCGAUUCCUGCUGCUUUACUUGCGGAUUCAAAAACGUAUGCCAGGAUGCCGAUUGGAAAUGCGCCUCAACUAACGGCUACUGCAAUGGCAACGCAACCACCGAAGCCCAGAAGGUUGACUUCUGCCGGAAGACGUGCGGUAUCUGC
Mesorhabditis spiculigera is the source of this 540-nucleotide messenger RNA. The record is from the annotation of a GenBank genome assembly. NCBI's taxonomy places the organism in Eukaryota, Metazoa, Nematoda, Chromadorea, Rhabditida, Rhabditidae.